Messenger RNA from Nematolebias whitei (Rio pearlfish), 630 nucleotides. RefSeq names its product short transient receptor potential channel 6-like. Gene Ontology annotation, molecular function: inositol 1,4,5 trisphosphate binding; store-operated calcium channel activity. Gene Ontology annotation, biological process: calcium ion transmembrane transport; manganese ion transport; regulation of cytosolic calcium ion concentration. The transcript is spliced from 5 exons. The coding region runs from base 1 to 630 and encodes 209 amino acids. Gene Ontology annotation, cellular component: membrane; cation channel complex. The record is from RefSeq and is a predicted model, not a curated record. Lineage: Eukaryota; Metazoa; Chordata; Actinopteri; Cyprinodontiformes; Rivulidae.
AUGCUGGGCAGAACUCCUCCCAUCCAGAAUGAUGACCACUCCUCCCAGCAGCCUGCCAAGCUCCUUGUCGCUGCAGACAGACAGCUGCAGGUGUUGGGGGACGAUCUCGGCCCUUCUGCUGUCACGAGCCACAUUUCCUACCAAUUCCGGGAUCUCAGUGGUCAGGAUGAUGCUGAUGUGGAAUGGAAGUUUGCUCGGGCGAAACUUUGGUUUUCUUAUUUCAAGGAGGGACGGACUCUCCCCGUCCCCUUUAAUCUGGUUCCCAGUCCCAAAUCCAUGCUGGGACUUGUCACGGCCAUAAAGUCCUGGCUCCUGCAGUUUGUUCACAGGAACAGGGAGAAGACUCUGGAGACCCAGCUGUCUCAGCUCGGGCAGACUAAACAUUCCGGAUAUGAAGGCCCUAACAGCACAACACGAUAUCAGAAGAUCAUGAAGCGGCUGAUCAAGCGUUACAUCAUCAAAGCCCAGGCAGACAGAGAGAGUGACGAGAUCACCGAGGGUGAGUUGAAAGAGAUCAAACAGGACAUCUCUAGUCUGCGAUACGAGCUGCUGGAGGAAAAAUCCCAGAACAUGGAGACGCUUGACGGACUGCUGGGAAGGCUGGGAGAUUUCAGCUCACCUUCUCCAUGA